This is a messenger RNA of Mandrillus leucophaeus (drill), 1719 nucleotides long. RefSeq names its product vestigial-like family member 2 (gene VGLL2). Gene Ontology annotation, biological process: regulation of transcription by RNA polymerase II. Gene Ontology annotation, cellular component: nucleus. Bases 207 to 638 code for a protein of 143 amino acids. Lineage: Eukaryota; Metazoa; Chordata; Mammalia; Primates; Cercopithecidae. The record is from RefSeq and is a predicted model, not a curated record. The transcript is spliced from 3 exons.
GCUUCUGCCCUGGAGCGCGGUCUGUAGUAAAAUCGCUGUAGUGGGAGGGGAGUGAGCCAGCGGGAUUUCGAGCCGCGGAGCGCGCUGACCUCGCUCCGCCUGAUGACUCCGGAGCUCGGGUCCAAGCACCGCCCAUGCAGCACCCCUGAGCUCCGGGGAAGGAGAGUUAAUGAAAAAACACUUAACCUUCUCCGCUGCGGAGAGUCAUGAGCUGUCUGGAUGUUAUGUACCAAGUCUAUGGUCCUCCGCAGCCCUACUUCGCAGCCGCCUACACCCCCUACCACCAGAAACUAGCCUAUUACUCCAAAAUGCAGGAAGCCCAGGAGUGCAAUGCCAGCCCCAGCAGCAGUGGCAGCGGCAGCUCCUCAUUUUCCAGCCAAACCCCAGCCAGUAUAAAAGAGGAAGAAGGCAGCCCAGAGAAAGAGCGCCCACCAGAGGCAGAGUACAUCAACUCCCGCUGCGUCCUCUUCACUUAUUUCCAGGGGGACAUCAGCUCCGUGGUAGAUGAACAUUUCAGCAGGGCCCUGAGUCAACCCAGUAGCUACUCUCCCAGCUGUACCAGCAGCAAAACACCAAGGAGCUCUGGGCCCUGGCGAGCUCGUCGUUAUUCCCUCUGUGGUGCAUCCCUCCUGAGCUGAUCUGCUGACCCAGGGUUUCCCCUUCCCCUUCCCUUCUGACCAGACUUGGAGGCUCAGCAUCUGUGCCUCUCACUCCGUGGAUGAGGACAUGGGGGAAGGCAGAGACUUCAGACUUCUCAGUGUAUUGGGAAAACCAAAAACCACAAUUACAGAAAUUCAUCUAAAAAUAAGUCCUGCUGCUGAAAGAGCAAAUCCAAAGACUCCGAGUUAUGUUUAAUGACUUUUGGCCGAAUCACUGGAAAUAUCUGUGGUGAGAUUGCUGAGUCAGGUGAUAUGAUAUCAUAAGCUUUCUUGGAAAGGGGGAAAGAAAAUGAAACUUUUUGGUGUGAAUAUUUUUUAUGCUGAUGUGAAUUAUUUGGUUAGGUAGUGUGAUUAUAGCACUACUACUGUCAGAUUUUAAAUUGUAUGUGUACUUGCAUUUAAGACUGUGGUAGAGAAGUAAAGAGAAGUCAAUUCCUUCUUCCUCACCUCUCAGCCUCCAGAUCCCUUCCUGCCCAUCCCUUCCCUACAAUGCCCACUCCAGACGCAAAGAUACAUUUUUUUCCUUUGGACUGUGAACAUGGAAGCCUCAGCCUGAAUGUGAGUGGCAAGUGGCUUAUCUGGAACCACCUGCCCAAGUCUUACUAAAAUGCAGCUGUUGUUAGACAACUGUUUAAAACUCCAGAAAUACAUCACCCAAGGUGGCACUUCUCAGUAUUUGGCAGAACAAUUGCAAUUGCACUGGAUAUAUUUUUUAUAUAUAUAUAUAUAUGUAUGCAUAUAUAUCAUGUUUUUUACAAGGAACAUUUUACGAUGAAAGAAGAAACGCUUCUCUGCCUUCUCUCCCACGAAUUCUGUCCCUGUAUCCUCUGGAUGUAAAAAGCAAGGAAAGACCCCAACUGUCUCCAUGGAGAAGAACUAGGAAUCACCACAAGGGGAAGAAAUGUACAAGAAGUCUCCAUUACCUCGAAUUUUUUUCUCAGCCUCUCUGGUUGCGAUUUGGUCACUUUAGUGUUGGGGCAGGGGAAAGGGUCUGUGCGUGGGCAAAGCUGAAGGUGAUAAGGAAGAAGAGAUGAACAUUAAAGAUGUCUAUUUACUAUGA